Messenger RNA from Scheffersomyces amazonensis, 1792 nucleotides. RefSeq lists its product as uncharacterized. Bases 1 to 1620 code for a protein of 539 amino acids. The record is from RefSeq and is a predicted model, not a curated record. The transcript has a single exon. Lineage: Eukaryota; Fungi; Ascomycota; Pichiomycetes; Serinales; Debaryomycetaceae.
AUGAAUGUUAUUUAUAUGGCUCUCAAUGCCUCGGAUGUUGCGUGUUUUUAUCAUUAUUUACAGUACAUUAAUUUGUACAGCAUGUUUCCAUACAUUAUUAUAUUCAUUUCGUUCUUUUCAUGGGUUCUGGCUGCUGGUCUACUCACUGCUAAUGCAAAACUAUAUGCAAAAGGUGCAACCUCUAAUGUUGAAUUGCUACUUGGAUAUCGCACAGUGAACAAUACAAUUUACUUUGCAGCUGAUGAAAACUCUCAGAUCACAUUCAAUAUAGAUAACACCACUUCAGCUCUUUAUACCAACGAUGGUAAAUACUGUAUUACACUGAACUACAAUUUCUUCAAUUUUGCUGAUACACCUGGUGUGCCAACAUUUCAAAUAAUACCUACAGGAGACCGUCUCCAGGUUACUUACAACAAUGGUGGAAAUAUGUAUAUAUGUCCAUCAGAUUCCUUAGGAGGAAAAGUACUUUCUAUUAGUAGGUCUGUAAUUCUGGAUCGCGAUCUUUGCGAAAUUGCUUACUUGUACUUUGCUGCUGGAGCAGCUCUUGUUAUUACCCCACCACCACCACCACCUCCUCCUCCUACAGAUCCCACUACAGCUCCCACAGGUCCUACAGAUCCCACAGGUCCUACAGAUCCCACAGGUCCUACAGAUCCCACAGGUCCUACAGAUCCCACAGGUCCUACAGAUCCCACAGGUCCUACAGAUCCUACUGAUCCUACUGAUCCUACAGAUCCUACAGAGCCUGCUGAGCCUACUGAGCCUGCUGAGCCUACUGAUCCUACCGGCGAGGAAACUGGUAAUGAACCUACCGACGAACCAGAACCUUCCUUGGCUUCUCUUUUCGCUAUAGAUGAAGAUGGAAGCAAAAUAGCAUUGAGAACCAUUGAGAUUUUGGAAAAAGCAAAUGAUACUGCUGAUGACAUUGCCAAACGUGACAAUAGAAAAGCUAUUGCCGGACUUACUUAUUUGGUAGCAGAUACUCCAGAUGCUUCUGGAUUCUACAUCAAAGAUGGCAAGCUUUACAAUGCUGAUGGUCUCGAAGCCGUUAAUGAAGAUUCCAAGUUUAUUUCAUUUGCAUCCGAAGGAGGAUUGACAGGAUUUGAGCUUUCAGACAGUGGAGAUAUAUCUUACACUGGAGAAGGUUCAUUCUAUUACUGUUACUUAGAUGGAGGUGAUGAUACUUUCAGAGUAAUUUCUCUUGAAGAUAUCGGAUCUUGUAAUGUUACUUCACUUGUAUUAGAAGAUAGUAGUGAAGAAGAAGAUUCAUCUACCACGAUCACUACUGUUCUUCUCUUCACUGAAACUAGUACCAUUACCGAAUGUCCAGAGUCAGUGACCAAUUGUCCAGACUUCUCCACAAUCGUCCAUACUAUUACUACAACAUACUGUCCAGACACGGAACAUGGUCCAUAUACAAUCACUUUAUAUGCAGCAGUAGAAACCGGAGAAGAAACUGAAACAUUUACAACGACAAUUUGCGAAACAGUAUGUGAGACACUUAUUUCUUCCGUCCAACCUGAUUCCCAGGCUACAGAAAUCCCUAUUUUUAAUGGUGCCGGCACUUUAACUAGUGGGGUUGGUUUAGCUAUUGCAGCAGGUAUUGUAUUUUUACUUUGAUUCGUACUUGAUUUUUAUUAGUUCUUGAUUUUGAUUAUUAAAUACAUUGAUAUUAAAAGGGAAUUUCUUUUCUUCUCCUAUAAUUGCUUAUUUUUAUACUCUAUUAUUUGCUUGUUUCUGUAACUUGAUGAUUUUUAACAUGUAAGUUUUAGUUAAAUGUUUCUAAAAGGUC